Messenger RNA from Strongyloides ratti, 627 nucleotides. RefSeq lists its product as hypothetical. The transcript has a single exon. Lineage: Eukaryota; Metazoa; Nematoda; Chromadorea; Rhabditida; Strongyloididae. The record is from RefSeq and is a predicted model, not a curated record. The coding region runs from base 1 to 627 and encodes 208 amino acids.
AUGGUAAAAAAUACAAUAAUUCUAAUUUUUUUACUAAAACUUUUUAUUUUAUUAGCAAAAGGAAAUGAAGAAGACAAACAAAAUAAAUUUAUUUCACCAUUAACAAUUAAAAAACACUUUAAAACAGUAAUUAAUGUUCCAAUAUUUACUUAUUUGGUAAAUAAAACAAUUCAAGAUCGUGUUUACCAUUUAUAUAAUACUAAAGGAGUAAAGUAUUUUUCAAAUCUUAAACUUCCAAUUGAAAUAAUUAAUUUAGGAGAAAUUUUAAAAAGUAGUUCAUUUGAAUUUUUUAUUAUAACAAAACUUGAGGCACUUGAGAACGUGAAUAUUUCAAUGGAAGAAAAAAUGGCAAUAUGUAAUGAUAUCAGAGAGGCUGUAAUGUAUGCAAAAAGAAUUAUGAAUAGUAAUGAAUAUAAAGAAUCAAUUCAAUAUUUUAAAGAUGGUGAAAAAGAAUUUAGUGAGUUAGAUUUUAUUUAUAUGGAAAAUGUCUUAGGACUUGAUGUUAUGUAUAAUAUUGCCUCUAAUAUGCAUAUGAAAUAUCCAAGAGAAUUGUACUUAUUAUGUGGAGAAAGUAUUGAUGAAAAAGAUAUUUGUAAAAGUACUUUUGACUAUCUUGAAAAAUUUUAA